Molecule: messenger RNA, 1794 nt
Organism: Argiope bruennichi
Lineage: Eukaryota; Metazoa; Arthropoda; Arachnida; Araneae; Araneidae
Gene: vermilion
Product: tryptophan 2,3-dioxygenase-like
Exons: 16
Coding region: 363-1556 (397 amino acids)
Molecular function (GO): heme binding; L-tryptophan 2,3-dioxygenase activity; metal ion binding
Source: RefSeq, a predicted model, not a curated record
UCACAUUUUGAUUGAAUCUUUAACGGGGUAACAUCUUCCUGUGGAAACUAGAAGAACUUAAGAAAUUUUGUGCACACGGAAAUUUAAGGAACCAAACUUCAGAAAAAAUUCUUCACACAAUUUUGGUGUGUAACUUGAAGACCUAUAUUGAGUGAAAGAGGAAUUGGGCUUACAGCAUGUCAGGAGUCCUUGAAUCGUCCAAAUAGCAUCGCGUCACGUCCAAAGGAACAAGUCUUCCCGUAAGAAACACUACUGACGUCACUCCACCAAUGAGAAGAAAGUUUUAAAUUAAAAAAAAUAAUUCUGGGAGAGAAACGAGAAGCAGAUUCAUUUGAAGAUCUGAAGAGUGAAGUUAAUUCAUCAUGACUUGUCCUUUUGCGACUAACAGAUUAUUGGGAUCACUGCAUGAUGCUGAAAACGAUCCGAAAACAACCAAACCGGCUAAUGGUCAUAGCAGUCCUAGCAUGCUGUAUGGAGAAUACUUACAGCUUGAUCAAUUGUUAAACUGUGUAAAACCUGCAUCAGAAAUUUAUGGAAGUGAGUUAGUGCAUGAUGAGCACUUGUUCAUCGUUACUCAUCAAGCAUAUGAAUUAUGGUUCAAGCAAAUCAUAUUUGAAUUGAAUUCAGUCAAGACUUUGUUUUCCAGUGAGGCAAUAGACGAAAACAGAAUGUUGAGAAUUACAUCAAGAUUGAAUAGAAUAGUCGUCAUUUUAAAGUUGCUCGUAGAUCAAAUUGGAAUUUUGGAGACCAUGGCUCCAUUGGAUUUUAUGGAAUUCAGACAAUAUUUGUCUCCAGCGUCAGGAUUUCAAAGUGUUCAAUUUCGAGUAAUUGAAAACAUGUUAGGAGUACGAAAUGAACAAAGGGUAAAUUUCAGUAAAGACAAGUAUGUCACUGUCUUUAAGGACCCUAAGGCAAUCGAGACUGUUUUGCAAUCGGAGAAUGAUCCAUCAUUGUGCGAUCUAGUGCAGAAAUGGUUGGAAAGAACACCUGGUUUAGAGACCAAUGGCUUCAAUUUUUGGAAGAAAUUUGAAGACGCUGUUCAUCAUCAGAUAGAAUGCGUAAAAUUUCAACUUGAUCAUGAAAAUGAUGAAAGAAAAAGAGUUGAACUAGAAGCUGAAUAUGAGCAGAAAGUAAAAACUUUUGAGAGUUUGUUCGACGUAGAAAGGCAUAAUGCUUUGGUUGCCAGAGGUGAAAGGAGAUUUUCUCACAAAGCUCUUCAAGGUGCCAUGAUGAUAUCCUUAUAUAGAGAGGAGCCAAGAUUCAAUCAACCAUUUCAUGUGUUAACUCAACUGAUGGACAUAGAUGCCUUAAUCACGAAAUGGAGAUAUAAUCAUGUUUUAAUGGUACAAAGAAUGAUUGGUUCUCAGCAAUUAGGUACAGGUGGUUCAUCUGGAUAUUGGUAUCUCAGAUCAACCCUCAGUGAUCGCUAUAAAGUAUUUGUGGACCUGUGCAACUUAUCAACUUUUCUUAUUCCUGCAAGUGACAUCCCUCCUUUGACAGAGCAAAUGAAACAAAGGUUAUCCAUUCGACAAGACUCUGAAGACACAGAAAGUUAACAAGCAAAACAGAAAUGUAUUCAAGAUAUCCAUUCUCUUGAUAAUUGAACUGAAAUUCAUUAAAUAUGCUUGAAAUACAUAAUGAAGAGGAAGGUUUUCAGAAGUUAGAAUGCUUUUAUUGAGAAAAUAAUUAUCAUUUAUACAAUUGCAUAUUAAGUAAAAGUCAAUGAAAAUUAUUGACAUAUGAAUAAAAUACUUGUAUCAUUGUAGUUUGAAGAAAUAAAAUUAUAUGUGCUAA